Messenger RNA from Alternaria burnsii, 2166 nucleotides. Its product is annotated as acid protease. The transcript has 2 exons. The record is from RefSeq and is a predicted model, not a curated record. Bases 1 to 2166 code for a protein of 721 amino acids. Lineage: Eukaryota; Fungi; Ascomycota; Dothideomycetes; Pleosporales; Pleosporaceae.
AUGCUCUUUAUGAAGCGUGCCGAUCCGAUCCAGCUUCCGCCAACGCCAUAUGUUUUGAGUCCAAGCGGAAAGUUUGAAGGCAUUGACGGAAGUUGGUCAACAUUCUUCAUCAACGUUGGCGACGAUGGCAAAAACAACAGCAACGGCCAGAAUUUCAGAGUCCUCAUAUCCACGUCCUCACCAGCCACCCUAAUACCGCAAGAGACUGAUUGGUGUAAUGAGCCCAAUGUCGAAGACUGCGCAGCGAGUCGCGGUAUCAUGCCGUUUGACGGCGCUCAAUCAUUGGGCUUCGAUGACACCAAAUCUUCCACAUGGCAGGCCGCUGGAACAUACACAAUACCCUUACCGCCAUGGUUCAACAAAAGCGAACUGAAUGGCGAUGCAAGCGCGGUAUGGGGCACGGAUAACGUGGGCUUGGGUGAAUCCUCGCCACAAAGUACCAUGCUCUCGCAACAGUACGUCUUGAAGUAUACGCUUUCGAACUUCUUCAUGGGUUCAUUGGGAUUGGCCGUCGGCUCAACCGGUCCUCCAAGCGCACUCAAGCCGAACUUCAUUGAUAAUUUUUACGGAAGCGCACACAAGAUCGCGAGUCGCUCAUUCGGAUACACGGCUGGCGCUUACUAUCGUAACAACCACGGAGUACUUGGAAGCUUAAUAUUGGGUGGUUACGAUAAAGCACGAUUGUCUGAGCAGGGCGUCGAGAUAGGCAUGCCUAGUGUACAGGACACGACGCUCGCUGUUGGCGUCAACUCCAUCCUUUACAGGCCAGACCAGGGUACCGACACCGAUACCAGAUCUAUCACAAACCAAAGUUUCCCCGCCGUCAUCGACUCUACCCUCCCAUACCUCGUCUUGCCUGACGAGGUUUGCGAUCGUUUCGUUAUCGAAUUCGGCCUAGGGUUUGACGACUUUAGUCAACUGUUCACUGUCAACGACACAUCUCACGAACAGAAUCUUCGAUUCAACGCGACUGUAUCGUUCAAAAUCAGCGCCAACGCCAAUACUGACAGCGCGAAGUUCACUUCCAUCGUUCUACCAUACUCCGCGUUAACUCAACAAGCGGGCUUCCUGUUCUUCACCAAUGAAACGCGAUAUCUUCCCAUAAAGCGAGCAGGAGACGGACAAUCUGUCUUGGGACGCACGCUGUUGCAGGAAGCGUACCUUGUUGUUGAUUAUGAGCACCAGAACUUCACUAUUGGUCCAGCUGUAUUCUCUGAUCCGAUGCCAACCCCAAGCCUUGUCACUAUCUUUGACAAAUCCUUUACUGGGCUGCCUGUUCCGAACAACCCUGACUCUGGAGGUGGGCUCUCAGCUGGUGCGAUUGCUGGAAUCGUUGUUGGUAUAGUUGGCGCCUUCAUCAUAGUUGCCAUCGGCGUCUUCUUUUUGUGGAGAAAACGCCGGCAGGCGAAGAAGGAGAAGGCUAAGGAAGAAGCGGAGAAGCCCUCCGAGAUUGACACAACUUAUGCAGGCACUGAGAUCAAACAUCGCCGUAUCUCAGAGCUUACUGGUUCCGAAGCUCUCCAGUCACCGAAAGACUCUACAACUGGUUACUACAACGCUGAUCACAAGUCUAUCCCCCCUAUCAGCGAACUGUCACCCGAAAGCACUCCUGCCGAGCUUUAUAGUCCUCCACCCGAAGGCCGUGAAACUGUCGACUAUUUUGCCGCUGGUAGGACGCGACACCAGGGUGGGCCCAGCGAUCGCGGCUCGUCCGGCAACAACACACCGCGCACGCCAAUUGCAGAACUCCCUGGUGAAGAUGCGAUAAGCUCCUUGCCCAAAAAGAACGAAGACCCGAAACCGUUUCAGAAACCUCCGCACAGUCGAAGUCCGAGCGACAAUUCACUUUCCACUAACAUCGAUGAAGUAUUGGCGAAGAAGAACGCGUCAGAAGCGGAGCCUGGUACUGAUGCGGCCAACUCGGAAGCAGAGCCUGGUGCGCCAGCUACUGCGGAGGAGAUUGCUAGAGCGAAGGCAGGAGCACAAGCUGGAAACACUGAACAUGCGGAGGAAUCUACAAUGCAUCGACGGCCGUCACACACUAGGGGACUGAGCGACACGACUAUCCAAAGCGACAGCACAGCGGUCUCACAGCCAACACCUGAAGAGCUAGAACGCUGGCGGAGAAGUGAAGACGACCCGAACAGACCGAUGUCACCAGCUUGA